Pipistrellus kuhlii (Kuhl's pipistrelle) is the source of this 1454-nucleotide messenger RNA. Its product is annotated as hsc70-interacting protein. The transcript has a single exon. Gene Ontology annotation, molecular function: protein dimerization activity; Hsp70 protein binding. The coding region runs from base 102 to 569 and encodes 155 amino acids. The record is from RefSeq and is a predicted model, not a curated record. Lineage: Eukaryota; Metazoa; Chordata; Mammalia; Chiroptera; Vespertilionidae.
UCCUUCCACACGGUGCGGCCGAGGGAGCGCCUGUGCCCGCCACAGCCCCGCCGCCCGCCCCGCCAUGGACCCCCCGCAAAGUGAGCGAGCUCCGCGCCUUCAUGAAGAUGUGCAAGCAAGACCCGAGCGUGCUGCACGCCGAGGAGAUGCGCUUCCUGCGGGAGUGGGUGGAGAGUAUGGGAGGUAAAAUACCACCUGCUACUCAUAAAACUAAAACAGAAGAAAAUAAGGCGGAAAAAACAGAUAGUAAGAAGGUGGAGGAAGACAUAAAGACAGAUGAACCAUCAAGUGAGGAAAGUGAUCUAGAAAUCGACAAUGAGGGUGUGAUUGAACCAGACACUGACGCUCCUCAAGAAAUGGGAGAUGAAAAUGUAGAGAUAACUGACGAGAUGAUGGAUCAGGCAAAUGAUAAAAAAGUGGCUGCCAUUGAUGCCCUAAAUGAUGGUGAACUACAGAAAGCCAUAGACUUGUUCACAGAUGUCAUCAAGCUGAAUCCCCGUUUGGCUAUUCUGUAUGCCAAGAGAGCCAGUGUCUUCAUCAAAUUACAGAAGCCAAAUGCUGCUAUCUGAGACUGUGACAGAGCUAUUGAAAUAAAUCCUGAUUCAGCUCAGCCUUACAAGUGGCGAGGGAAAGCACACAGACUCCUGGGCCACUGGGAAGAAGCAGCCCAUGAUCUUGUCCUUGCGUGUAAAUUGGACUAUGAUGAAGAUGCCAGUGCAAUGCUGAAAGAAGUUCAACCAAAGGCCCAGAAAACCACAGAACAUCGGAGGAAGUAUGAGCGGAAACGGGAAGAGCGAGAGAUCAAAGAAAGGAUGGAAAGGGUCAAGAAGGCUCGGGAAGAACAUGAGAAAGCCAGAGGGAGGAAGAAGCCAGACGACAAUCAGGAGCUCAGUUUGGCUCUUUUCCAGGUGGCUUUCCUGGGGGGAUGCCUGGAAUGGGGGGCGGCGUGCCUGGGAUGGCAGGAAUGCCUGGGCUCAACGAAAUCCUUAGUGAUCCAGAGGUCCUUGCAGCCAUGCAGGAUCCAGAAGUUAUGGUGGCCUUCCAGGAUGUGGCUCAGAACCCAGCAAAUAUGUCAAAAUAUCAGAGCAACCCAAAGGUUAUGAAUCUCAUCAGUAAAUUGUCAGCCAAAUUUAGAGGUCAAGCAUAAUACCCUUCUGACAAAUAGAGCCCUUGCUGAAGGAAAAGCAACUUGGAUCACCCAAUGGAUGUCACACUAAUACAAACCAGUGUACCUCUGACCUUCUCAUGAAGAAAGCUGGGGUGCUUUGAGGAGAAUCCCUACCCCUCUGUCCUAAACACAACUGUAACAUUUUACAGCAGUUUGCCAUUGCGGUAUUCGUUCAGAUAAUGUUUUCCUACUAGGAAUUACAAAGUUUAAACACUUUAAAUCUUAAAAAUACUUAAAAACAAAUUAAAAGGGUGUAUUAAACCCUACAUUUUUCUUUAAAAAAAAA